Messenger RNA from Aspergillus chevalieri, 1083 nucleotides. Its product is annotated as protein HGH1. The record is from RefSeq and is a predicted model, not a curated record. Lineage: Eukaryota; Fungi; Ascomycota; Eurotiomycetes; Eurotiales; Aspergillaceae. Bases 1 to 1083 code for a protein of 360 amino acids. The transcript has 5 exons.
AUGCCUACAGAACUGGAGGAGCUCGUUGAAUUUUUACACCAUGGCAACACUCAAAUAAGACAAAUCGCGUGCGAAAACCUCGUUGGCUUCUCAACUGCACAACCCGACCUCUUCAAACGCCAUCAGCUUUUACCGGUGCGAGACUUGAAGCUCCUGGCUCGCGAUUAUACUCCCAUCGCCAAAAAUGCAUUGACCAUUUUGAUCAAUCUCUCAGCUGACGAAGAAGUGUUGGACCAUCUUGUCAAAGAUGACGCGUUCAUUGAGACUCUUCUUACAAAAUUGACGAAUGUCAAGGAGCCCAAUGCGGAUGAAGUUUCAAUGCUCCUCGCUAACCUUACUAAAUCGGACGAUUUGAAGAAGAUCAUCACCCUGAAACGGAAAAAGCCUGACCUAGUAUCUACUUCAUCCAACGCUAUCGACCAGUUGAUGGAUUGUUUUGUCAAAGGUGCCGAGGGCUCUUUAAAUAAGUCUGCUAACUAUGACUAUCUCUCCUACUUUUUCGCGGACCUUUCGAAAACUGAGGAAGGACGAGCAUAUUUUACUACACGGCAGGAGUAUGACGGUGUCGUGCCUGUGACGAAACUUACGGUUUUCACGGAGCAUAAAUCUACAAUUCGAAGAAGGGGUGUUGCAUCAACCAUUAAGAAUGUCGCCUUUGAUAUCCCAUUUCACCCCACACUCUUUUCCGAGGACGAAGCGAACCUUCUUCCUUACAUUCUCUUGCCGCUCAUGGGCCCCGAGGAAUUUCCCGAGGAAGAGUCCAUGGAAAUGCUACCGGAUCUUCAACUGUUGCCCCCGGACAAGCAGAGAGAUAGUGACAACAGCAUUAUCACGACACAUCUCGAGACGUUAUUGUUGUUGACCACCACGCGGGAAGGUCGGGACAAGAUGAGAGAAAUCAAGGUGUAUCCGAUCAUCAGAGAAUGUCACCUUCAUGUCGAUGAUGAGGGUGUCCGUGAAACUUGCGAUAGGUUGGUUCAGGUUUUGAUGAGAGGUGAAGAGGGUGAAGAGAAUCCCGACCUUGCGCAAAGUGAGGCGGCACAAAAGCAAGAUGAAGAUGAAAAAGUCGUGGAAUUAUUUUAA